This is a messenger RNA of Trichoderma aggressivum f. europaeum, 627 nucleotides long. RefSeq lists its product as uncharacterized. The coding region runs from base 1 to 627 and encodes 208 amino acids. NCBI's taxonomy places the organism in Eukaryota, Fungi, Ascomycota, Sordariomycetes, Hypocreales, Hypocreaceae. The transcript has a single exon. The record is from RefSeq and is a predicted model, not a curated record.
AUGGCCACUUUUCAAGACCACGAAGAGAUUCUCGAGGCAGCCUUCAGGGAUCCCAACAACACUCCAAUUAUCUUCGAGCCCUCCAACGUGAAUCAAGUCAUCAAAAGCCGCCAUUAUGAUGCUGAUCCGGAUUUGCAUUACUCAAAAACACAACUUUGGGACAUGGAAGUCAAGAAAGCGCACAACCCAGCCAAAUACCUAAGACAUCUCUUGCGACCAGGAAGUCUCCAAGUCUUCAACCUUCAAAAGAACGGACCCACAGAGACUUUUGUACGUGUUACUGAUCAGGGAACUUGGGUAGAUCCCACCACAUACAACACCGUCAUCGAGCAAGUCUUUUUGGACAGUGAAAACGAAAGAGUUUUCUUUAUUGGUGUGCCGGAAGUGGAAGGCCCGGAUGGUCGCAAGAUUGUUGCCGGAACAAAUCAGCCGCUCUUCCAUGUCGAGCACUCUGUGAGUGGCACUGAAGAGGAGCCUCUGAAUGUUUGGCGAGUUGUUCAUUUGGACAAGGAUGAGGAUGGAAAGUUGAAGGAGGCGUUUAAGAGGCUAACGGAUUCGCCCUACUUGAGGGAGUUUAACGAGGUUUACAUCCGCGAAGAUCUUGGCAAGAAGUUGGAGCGCAGAUAA